AUGGCGUCGCCAACUGUGUAUCCUUCCGUCGACGGCCUUCUGACACCAGAGAACGAGGGUCAUCGGUAUGCCAAGACCCCGCACCUAUGGGCUCUGGGCGUCGGCGCUGUCAUCGGAGGUGAAUUCUACGGUUGGCAGUCCUCGCUGAUCGCCGGCUUCAAUGGGCUCCUCAUCCUUCUGGUGUUCGUCACGACGCUCUACACGCUGCUGACAUUCUCCAUCGCCGAGAUGUCGGCGUCGAUCCCGUCGGGCGGUGGCCCGUACGUGUUUUCACUACACGGAAUCGGCCCCAAAGCCGCCUAUUUCGCUGGAUUAGCCGAGAUCGUCAAGGUCAUUUCGACUGUUGCAACGACCACGUACGGUAUCUUCCUGUACCUGGACGCACUGUUCGGUCUGAACACCAGCUACGCCCCGAUAUGGUGGAUCGGCACCAACGUCCUCUUCGUCUCGCUCAACAUCGUGGGGGUCGAGGCCACGUUCCGAGUACAAGUGUUCGCGACAUUUCUCUCGACAGCCAUGCUAGUCGUCUUCUACUGCGGUUCCUUCAGUCAAUUGGACUACACGACGUGGGUCGUGGACCAGAAUUGGGAGUGGACGACAUGGAGCGACUCGAUCCAAGGCCUUUCGUUCGCGUUGUGGUUCUACUUCGGUAUUGAGGAGAUGCCCCUUGCUGUGGAUGAGACCAUUGAGCCCGAGAAGAACAUGCCGCGUGGAAUCAUCUGGUCUAUGGUGACGCUCGUGAUCCUGGCCAUCCUCACGCUUGUGUGCAGUUCACUCAUUUCUCCAGGGGCUGCAGCGGUUUAUCAGACCACAGCCCCGCUGGUGACUGGAUACAAGAGCGUCUUUGGAGACAACAACGUCACUGCCGGGUUCACGUGGCUCACCUUCCUCACGAAAGUGCACCCCACCCGUGGAUCCGCGUACGCUGCGCUGAUCGCUGGGGGCGUUGCGAACCAGGUUCUCGCCAUCAGCCUGUUCUACAUUGUCGGGAUUGUGGACUUGGGGAGCGUGACGAUUAAUCUUGCGCUACUCGGAGCGCUGAUCUCGUACUCGUUCCAGUUGGUGUCGUUCAUUAUGCUGCGCAUCAACCAACCGGAUCGUCCGCGGCCAUACCGCAGCCCCUUCGGUAUUGCUGGUGCUGUGGUCUGCUUGUUCUUGUGCCUCGUGUGCUUUGCCGCCAUCAUCUACAGCGGCACGUCGAGCAACAACUUUCUCAUCGCAGUCAUUACUGCAGUGAUUAUAUUCGUGAUCGGGACAGUCUACUACUUCAAGGCGGUUCUACCACGUCUGAACAGCGAGAAGUUCAACCAAAUCUCGCCUCGGUCGUCCAAGAGUCUGCGGCAGAACCUCAUGAGCAUCCAGAGUAACGUGUAG
Messenger RNA from Phytophthora sojae, 1374 nucleotides. RefSeq lists its product as hypothetical. Gene Ontology annotation, biological process: transmembrane transport. The transcript has 2 exons. The record is from RefSeq and is a predicted model, not a curated record. Bases 1 to 1374 code for a protein of 457 amino acids. Gene Ontology annotation, cellular component: membrane. Gene Ontology annotation, molecular function: transmembrane transporter activity. Lineage: Eukaryota; Oomycota; Peronosporomycetes; Peronosporales; Peronosporaceae.